Messenger RNA from Episyrphus balteatus (marmalade hoverfly), 8537 nucleotides. Its product is annotated as mucin-19-like. Gene Ontology annotation, cellular component: nucleus. Bases 1300 to 7962 code for a protein of 2220 amino acids. Lineage: Eukaryota; Metazoa; Arthropoda; Insecta; Diptera; Syrphidae. The transcript has 12 exons. The record is from RefSeq and is a predicted model, not a curated record. Gene Ontology annotation, biological process: regulation of transcription by RNA polymerase II.
UUUUUUUUUUUUUUGGUUCUUGUUGGUUUGGUGUCCUCUCUUGAGUUCAAUUCCCAGUGAGUGUUUUUUUAUACAUCCACCGCCUUUUUUGCCUUUUGCAUCAUUUGCAACAACAACGACACACAACACCAACAACAAAAAAAAGCGGAGCAUAGUGAAGUGAAAUAAUAUGCCAGCCAGUGGCUGCGCAGUAAAAAUUACCCACCAGACCCACUGGGGUAUGGAUUCGGUUUCCGAAUAAAAUAAAGUACACAGAGUGUCCCCCUUGAGCCCCUUCAAACCCGGCUCUCGUUCAGAAAAAUACCUACAGAAAAAAAAACAACAACAACAAAAAACAAAUCGAAAAUUAUCAUCAUUAUCAUCCGUCGUCGUUGUCGCUCUCUUUCUUCCUUUGAAUUUCGUUCGGAUAUUUCGGAAAAAGGUACAAAAAAAAAAUUAAACACACUAAAAACAGACAGAGAGAGAAGAUAUAUAUAUUUGCGUGCUCGCUUACUCUCUUGAUCUCUCUCAUCAUUAUCAUAAAGUCUCUUCGUGAGAAAUCGUCAAGAAAAAGACGACGCGAAAUAAAAAGGGUAUAAUAUUCGCACACCCUUUGGCCCCCUUUUUUUUGUGCUCGUUAUUUAACCCUUUGCUAUAACCUCUUCCGACGACAAGAGAAGCAGCGCAGCGCCCCCGCGCGUUUAAUGAAAAGAAGCUUGCUUCUUUUUUUUUUUUUUGUCUUAAUUGGAACCUAAUUUUGUGGAUAACUUUUUUUUAACCUACCAAAACCCUGCAGGGUAUUUCCUAUGGGCUAAUCAAAAAAAGAAAAGAAUGAAACAAAAAAAACUAACUUGAAAAUUGAUGGGAUUUCAUUAAAAAAAAAAAGAAAUUUUUGACAGAAAGUAAAGUAACCAAACAGCCCCAAAAAAAAGGAUUACAAAUUUUCGUUUAUUUUUUAAUGUGGAUUAUCAAUUGCGAUUAAUUAUCGUAUCUAAAAAGUAUUAAAAUGAACGGUUUGGCCCAAGGGCCGGGGCCCUGUGUCUCCCGCCACCUGUUAGGAUUUAUCAACACCAACAUUCUUACUACUUCAACUCAACUCUGUGCUGAAAGUCAUUUAUUAUCAAAAUUACAUAAAAAUUUAACUUCUCGAUCAUCUCAAUUGAUUAAUAAUACUGUUAAUUUUAAAUAUUUCGCAUUGUUGUCGUUUCACUUGGAAAGUAAUAUUAAAAAUAUAACAACUGAGCAAUUAGUAGUCAACGACGACGAAGUGUUGAGUUUUGUGGGCCCGCAUUGUGCGGCAGCCCCAUCUUUUUCGUCUGCAUGGAGUCAAUGAGACGUAGUGAGGCGAAUAGUAGCCACCACCCGAAUAAGGUGGCCGUUAACAGCUUAGCAACGGAAAGCAAUAAACAAUCGAGUGGUAGUGGUUCAUCACAAUUGAACAAUAAUAAUAAAUUGAAUUAUAAUUCUGCAACAGCAGCAGUUGUUGCGUCGAACACAACAGCAGCAUCAAAUGUAAAACAAGCAAAUAGUAUAUCAAAUACUACGUGUACUAAAUCAAGCAAUAAUAUAUUAAUAUCAGCGUCACCAACGACGCUUAAUCAACAAGGGGUAAACGCUACUGAACAAAUUACAUCCCUUUCCUCGCAAUCAUCAACGUCUACAACGUCCUCGUCAUCAGGGUCGUCAUCGUCGUCGUCAUCGACGUCAUCAUCGUCAAUUUCAUCGUCGACCUCAUCAACCUCAUCGUCAGGGGCUUCCUCAUCCGCAUCAAGUAGCGAAUCAAAAGAUACUAAUUUCGAAUACGAAGACGAGUGGGACGUUUGUGGAAUACCAGAAUUAAUAAUUGACUUGGACGCUGACAUUGAAAAGUCUUCAUCGACCGCAGAAGCGGCCGCAGCAGUAGCUUCUAGUAGUUCUUCGGGUGGUGGUGGCGGCAGUAGUGGUGUUGUAACAUCCACUGCUUCCACAAAUAAUUUAACGUCGACAACGGUAGUGGUAGCAGGAGCAGCAUCAACAGCAACAGCAGGUCAAUUAAAUGCAACAGCGAAAUCACCUGGUGCUGCCUUAUCAUCUUCGUCAAGUUCGUCUUCAUUAUCAACAACUACAUCCGCUAACAGCGCAGCAUUGUCAGCUUCAUCGUCAUCCCCAUCGUCGGUGUUCCCACCGCAGUUGGGAAAACAAAACAGUACCCUGUCCCAAUUGCGGAAUACCCUUAUCAGUGGAUCGGGCAAGGAGAAGAAAUCCACAAAUAGUGGUAGCAAAAGUCUGAAGCUGCAGCAACCAUCGCUGGUGGCACAGCUCAAUAGUAAGUCACUCGGCGGCGGCGGCGGAGGCAGCGGAGGAGGAGCAGGUAGUUCUUCCACCUCGCUAGCCACCUCGACAUUUGCCGGAUUCUCCAAAGGCGGGAAUCUGGUAAAUCAGUCAGCCGGAGCAGGCGUUAAUACUACUUUUGGUGGCCCGAAAAGCAGCAGCAACAAGCCAUCAUCGAUUGCCGGAUCGUCGCAAUCUCUGCUGCAAGCACAAGCGACGAACAGCAUGUCAUCACAGCCGAGCGGUGGACAAGGUGCUGGAAAAUCAGCCACAAAAAUGUCAAUAGACCAUCAAGCUACAUUGGACAAAGGAUUAAAAAUGAAAAUCAAACGAACCAAACCCGGUACAAAAACCUCAGAGGCAAAACACGAAAUUGUCAAGGCCGAACAACAAAACGGUAAUACAUCUAAUUUAGAAGACGCCUCCCCAGGAGGCAACAAUUCCACAUCUCAGUCAUCCUCCUCCUCAUCGUCGUCAUCCUCAUCGUCUUCCUCGUCGUCGUCGUCUGGCAAAAAGCACAGCGGCAGCGGUGGUGGUAAUAAUCAAAAUAAUAGCAACGCUACAAGUGGAGGAGGCGUUGGUGGAAGUGGCAGCAGUGGCUCUGGAAAUCAGAGCAAUCCUUCAUCUUCAGGGCAAAUGGUGCCUGCACAGCAGGGCACUAAGCGCGGAAGCAGCGGUCAUCGUCGCGAAAAGACAAAAGACAAGACUCCACACUCCCGGGACAAGUCUGACCAUGGCAGUGGUAAUGGAAGUGGCAGCGGUAAUGCCAAUAACUCAUCGAACUCUCACAGCAGCAAUUCGACCAAUGAGCGGUCAUCUAACUCAGCGUCUGCGACAUUAUUGUCUGCAGGGGCAAACUCAUCUUCAAGCACACUUGGUGGAGGAUCUAAUUCAGGAUCAUCCUGCAAUUGUGGCCAUGAAAUAGGUGGUGGAGGAAAUCUCCAAGGGCCAUGCACAAAUCUGACCUGCAUUCGCAACCGAACCAGCAGUUUGGAUGCACUUGGUCAGAGAAUGAGCACCAACAAUGGGAAUAGCUCGAAUUCCCAUGGUGGCAACAAUGGUUCAACAACCAGUUCAAAUAUUCCGCCUGGAGUGUUUACCCCCUCGACGAACAGUAGCACUGGCAAUGUCCAGUCAUCGAACAGUGGCUCCCCGAACGCCCCUGGGCCGCCAAAGGACAGUACAAAGAUGUCAUCCGCAGGCCUUCUGACUGCGAGCAAUUCCCAGCUAUCGAAUUCUGCUUCAGUAUCAGUGGGAACAUCUUCCUAUAGCAAUUCGGCUGCACAAACAAAUGCCAGCGGAAACAGUGGCACUAGUUCCGUUGGCAAUCCCGGCGCCAUCGCCAAGGCCAUGUCAGCGACGGCGCCCGGCAUGAUCUCAGCCACAGUUCACCACACGAUUUCGGUACCCGUUAACUCAGCAGCAGCUGCUGCCGCAACCGAUGACGGGACCAAGAGUCCUCCGGCAAAACGUGCCAAAUGCGACAACAAGGACAUGAUCGAUAUUUGUGUGGGAACUUCUGUUGGCACGAUCACCGAACCGGACUGUCUGGGUCCGUGUGAACCAGGCACAUCGGUUACUCUCGAAGGAAUUGUCUGGCAUGAGACAGAAGGUGGCGUUCUCGUAGUGAAUGUCACUUGGCGUGGCAAGACUUAUGUCGGCACACUGUUGGAUUGCACCAGACACGAUUGGGCUCCUCCAAGAUUCUGUGAUUCACCAACUGAAGAGCUUGACUCACGCACUCCAAAAGGUCGUGGCAAGCGCGGACGCAGUUCAGUCCUUGCUCCGGAUCUCAGCAACUUCACCGAGACUCGAAGCUCUGUUCAUUCCAAACUUCGCAAUGGCGGUUCCAAAGGUCGUGGCGGUCGUGCAGUCACAACAGCUGGUGCUGCAUCAACCACCAACACCACAACCAACAGCACCGCAUCCUCAUCGACAUCGUCGUCCGCAUCGUCGACGUCGUCAUCAUCGAACGCUAACUCCACCAACACGCCAUCGACCUCGCCGACGGCAUUCCUGCCGCCGCGGCCAGAGAAGCUCAAAUCCAAAGACGAGAGUCCAUCCCCAGUGAAUGGCGACUCUGCUGCAAGUGGGGCUAAUGGUGCUUCGGGCGGCACAAGUGGCAAUGGCGCCAUUCCUAUUUUGGCCAAUGCCAGUGGAAUUCAAACGCCUGCAUUAAGCGCCGGUUUAUUGGGUGCACAGCCCCAGAGUCUUGUCAAUCCCGUUACCGGAUUGAAUGUUCAAAUCUCCACGAAGAAAUGUAAGACUGCGUCGCCGUGCGCGAUCUCACCGGUAUUGCUAGAGUGUCCGGAACAAGACUGCAGCAAAAAGUUCAAGCACGCCAAUGGUCUGCGCUAUCAUCAGAGCCAUGCCCAUGGAUCCGGAUCGAUGGAUGAGGACUCGUUGCAGUUGCCAGAGUCACCGGUGCGUUCGGCACCGCCGACAACCCCAUCACCAGCUCCAGCUGGUACUCCUCAGCCACCGGCUACACCAACAGCGGCAAUAGCUACAGACGCUCCCGAAGUUACCCCAACGGCUACGCCAGUUGUUGCCCCGCCAACACCAACCAGUGUGGUUCAUCCUUCGACACCAACGGCGACGGUGGCGCCACCAUCGCCAGUGGCAGUUGUUCCCUCAACGCCACCAACUGCUUCGCAAGUACAGACGCCGCAGCCAACCUUGUCAGCGGCGCCGGUCUCGGUAGCUCCCGCAAGUACUGUUCCAGCAGCUUCACCCAUUAUAAGUGUCCCAUCAGUUCCAGCACCAGUGGCUUCGGUCAGCAUCAGUGGUAGUGGUAUCCUCAGUGCAGUGCAGACUCCUGCGCCAUCUAUUGGUGUUGUUCCGAAUCAAACACUUUCCGGUUUGCCUCCGAUUUCGCAGUUGCCUCCACAGCACGCGAUUCCUGGAGGCAGUAUCACUGCCGGUAUUUCAGGACAGGCACUAUCUCAACACCAACAACAUUCAAUUGUUAAUCAAAUUAUGAAUGAGAUUGUGCAGCCACAGCAGCCAUCGCCUCAGCAACAACAACAAAUGCAUUCUGGACCACUGAAACCAGGAGUUCUUCGAUUCGGUCCUCAGACAGAAAGUGCUCAGGGCAAUCCAAUUACACUGCCAGGGCAGAGUCCACUCAGACCUACGCCAGCUGCUGCAAUGGCACCACAAUCCCGACCUCCGGGCACUCCAGAGACAGCACAUCAACCAGUUGGAUAUCCUGGUGCUCCUCCUCAAGCAUCACAACAAGGCAUUCCAUUGGGCAAAACCCAGCAGCCAUUUGGCAAGCAAAAGAAAAAUCGCAAAUCACCGCUUCCAGGCGACUUUGAUAAUUCCAUGUCACGCGACGAUGUACAAAGUCCGGCCUACAGUGAUAUAUCUGAUGAUUCUACGCCGGUUGUAGACACAGAAAUGAUUGACAAAUCUCAAGCUCCCAAGCACGUUGUUGAUAUUAAGAAACCUCAAGAAGGUGCACCUCCUCCAAUUCCACCUCUAAGUAACUAUGGAAUGUAUCAGUUCUACCCACAACAGCAAUAUUUGGUGCCCUCAGAGCAUCAACAAGUAAAGGGUCCCCAUGGUGCACCUGGCCAACCACCAUCGGUUAUACCCCAAUCACCGCAGAUUGAAUAUACUAAGAAUAAGGAUCCACCGCUAGAUUUAAUGACGAAGCCCUCGCCACAACAGCAACAACAACAGCAGCAACAACAGCAGCAGCAACAUCAACAGCAGCUUCAACAACAGCAGCAGCAACAACAGCAACAACAACACCAACAACAGCAGCAACAGCAGGAGCAAAAUAUCAAAGAAAGUGUCCAGAAUGUUGGAUCUGGAUUGGGUUUGGCCAGCAGUGGUCCAAAUCCAGUAUCAAGUAGUUCUGCAUCUGGAGGUGGCGCACCCGGUUCGUUGCCUAAUCCUUCGCCAGCUAAACCAAUGACGCACUUUUAUCCUUUCAACUACAUGGCGCCAGGGUAUCCUUAUAAUGUUGAGCCAAAUUAUGGUCCGGUGUCAAUGGUCUCUGAUGAAAACAAACUCGGUCAUGCUCUGCAAAAUCCUCCACCAACUUUGAAAGACGAUCGCAUCAAGGAGAGUCAAAGUCCUCACGAGAAUGCCAAAUUGUCAACACAGAUGAUAUCAUCAAAGUUGAUCAAGAGCGAACCAACGACGAAGGAGAUCAAACAGGAACCCAACAGUCAUCCAAUGCAUCCCAAAGAUCCUCCAGUCCAAUCGAUGGGUGGCUAUCCAAGUAUGUACCAGCGACAGCAGCUUAGUAUGCCACAUCAGCAUUCACCGCAUCUUGCACAGAAUGAAGAGCUACGAAGGUAUUAUAUCUUCUCGGAGCAACGACGCAACAAUUUUCUGCAACAAGUACAGUCUGGGUCACAUCAACAGCCACCUGGCUCACAAAUGAAGCCCGAAGACUUGCCAAUGUCGGCACAACAACAACAGCAACUGAGCCACCAGCAAUCGCAGCAAAUGCAAGCUCAGCAGCAAGCCCAACAACAGGCUCAGCAGCAAGCUCAACAACAGGCUCAACAACAAGCCCAACAGCAAGCUGCUCAACAACAAGCACAGCAACAAGCUCAACAACAAGCCCAACAGCAAGCUCAGCAACAGCAGCAACAACAGCAGCAGCAGCAACAACAACAUCAACAACAACAACAGCAGCAGCAUCAACAACAACAGCAGCAACAACAACAAAACUCGAGCAGUCAGAAGAGUUCAAAAUCGAGCUCGUCCUCGGGCUCAAUGGGACAAAAGGCAACCAAUCUUAUAAAGGAUUCAAUCAAAGAAGAAAAGGAUGUAAAAAUCAAACAAGAAGGCCAAAAGCCAACAAUGGAAACUCAGGGGCCCCCACCUCCGCCAACUUCCCAAUACUUCUUGCAUCCAUCGUACAUCAGUCCGAGUCCUUUUGGAUUUGAUCCAAGCCACCCGAUGUAUCGCAAUGUGCUGAUGUCAACACCAUACAACACACCACCGUAUCACCUGCCCAUGGCGCGCUAUCAUGCUCCCGAAGAUCUCUCCCGAAACCCCGGUACUAAGGCCUUGGAUGCAUUGCAUCAUGCCGCUAGCCAGUAUUACACAACCCAUAAGAUUCACGAGUUGAGUGAGCGUGCUCUCAAGAGUCCAACAAGUGGCAAUGUCAAAGUCAGUGUUUCUAGUCCGAAUGUUUCGCAACAAGGCGGCGGCGGUGGAGGCGUUGGAGGUGGUGGUAGCGGUUUGCCACCCGGAGGCCCAGGAGGGCCAGUCAAUAUGGGGCCAUCGCCCGGCAAUAAUCCCGUGACAGGGGGACCCAAUUCUGGACUUGGGAUACCGUCAACAAAUCCGUCGGGUCCAUUAAACCUACAACCACCCUCAAACUCAAUGCCUCCAGGCCUGAGUGGUGGUGGUGGCCUGGGACCGCCACAAAAAGGUGAUAACAACAAAUCAAUGGUGGUUGAUCCGCUGCUGGCCAAACAGCAGCAGGGACCUGGCGGUGUGGCUGGAAUACCUGGCAGUGGCAGUGUUAAUCCAGCUGAUAGUCGAAGUCCGCCACCCCAGAGACAUGUGCACACACACCAUCAUACGCACGUUGGACUUGGCUAUCCUAUGUAUCCGGCGCCCUAUGGAGCUGCCGUUUUAGCUAGCCAACAGGCUGCCGCCGUAGCUGUGAUAAACCCAUUCCCGCCUGGACCUACUAAAUGAGAUCAGCUAAGUGAUAAGAAUCCAUACAUGAAGUAAAUAACACCACACAUGUUUCACCAAUAAAUAUAAAUUUAUAAUUGGUGAUGCAAAACUUCAUUGAAGGUUCUUAUCAUGCGAACAAAAUAUAACAACAAAACACCAACAACAAACAUAAAAUUAGAUCAGACACACAAAGUAACCACAACAGAAUGGUUGCAAUCCAUUUGGGAAAUGAUAUAAUUGUUUUAUUUUUAUUUUUUUAACUAUUAUUAUUUUAUUUUUAAUUUUUGACUGUAAUUGUGAAUAAUAAUUAAUACAAAAAAAAAAAACUAUUUUAUAAGGAAAAGUAAGUAAAUUAACAAACAAAACAAAAAAAUAUAAAAUAAACUUGUAACUCGGAGAGAGCUUUAUACAAUUCAAUGCAAACACAAAAUAAAAUAAAAUACAUUUUCUAAAUAUAUAUAAAAAAUAUAAAUGUUGUAGGAAUUGAAUUAAAAAAAUAAUAAUAUUUGAAACUACAUUAAACAAAUACAUAAUAAUAAUGUUUUCUCCUUUUUACUUACAUUAUAAAAAAAAAACAAAAGAAAAACUAAAAA